UCGCGCUCUCUCCCUCUGGCCUCCUCAAACCAUUUCUCUCUCUCUCUCUCUCUCUCUCUCUCUCUCUCUCUCUCUCUCUAAACCAUUGUAUAUGUAUAUUUUUUUCUCCCUGUAUCUAUAUUUGGCACUGGAUUGUUUUGCUGUAUCUACGCAGAGAUGCAUGGGGGGCCGCAAAUUCAGUGGGGAAUCCGGUCAUAAAAACGUCUCCCUCUCUGAUUCUUUCUCCUAGUCCGACAUUUUGUCUCUGAUGUCGGCAAGAGCUUAAGCUUUGGUGUUGUGGUAUGAUCGAUUGAUCCUCUCGCACAUUUGCCGUCUCACGUGAGCUAGGUUGCAAACUACAAGCAUGAGUGCUGACACUAUGUCUGGACCCCUCGAGCGACCCAUCAAGCCAGGUCUCGAAAGAUCUGACAUGGAAAACUCUGAGGAUGAGAAGAAGACAAGGCUUGGGUCUCUCAAGAAGAAGGCAAUUCAUGCCUCGACAAUGUUCAGGAAUUCUCUGACAAAGAAGGGCAGGAGAAACAGCAGAGUUAUGUCUGCUGCAUUUGAAGACGAGCAUGAUGCAGAGGAACUUAAGGCAGUGGACGCAUUUCGCCAAGCUCUUGUCCUCGAAGAAUUGCUACCUGCUAAAUAUGAUGAUUAUCACAUGAUGCUAAGAUUUUUGAAGGCGAGGAAAUUUGAUCUUGAGCAAGCAAAGGAAAUGUGGGCUGAUAUGAUCAAGUGGAGAAAGGAUUUCGGUGCUGACACUCUCAUGGAGGAUUUUGAGUUCAAGGAAAGAGAUCAGGUCCUUGAACACUACCCGCAGGGACAUCAUGGGGUUGAUAAGGAUGGGCGACCUGUUUAUAUUGAAAGACUUGGCAAAGUUGAUCCAACCAAGCUUUUGCAAGCCACGACAAUGGACCGCUACUUGAAGUACCACGUCCAAGAGUUUGAGAGGACCUUUGUUGUCAAGUUCCCAGCCUGUUCGAUUGCAGCAAAGAAGCACAUCGAUCAGAGCACUACUAUCCUGGAUGUUCAAGGAGUGGGACUGAAACAUUUCAGCAAAGCUGCAAGGGAGCUUAUUCAGAGCAUUCAAAAGAUUGACGGCGGCAAUUACCCUGAGACACUGUGCCGUAUGUAUAUUAUUAAUGCGGGUUCUGGAUUUAGGCUGUUAUGGAACACCGUGAAAACGUUCCUGGACCCCAAGACUACUGAAAAGAUUCAAGUUUUGGGCAACAAAUAUCAGAGCAAGUUGCUUGAAGUCAUUGAUGCUCGUGAGCUACCAGACUUUCUGGGCGGUACAUGCACUUGUGCAGACAAAGGUGGAUGUAUGCGUGCGGAUAAGGGCCCAUGGAAUGAUCCUGACAUAUUGAAGAUGAUUCACAAUGGUGAAGCCAAAUGUUCAGCAAAAACUUUGAUUUCGUCCAUUGAUGAGAAGACAAUUACUGAGGAUGAGAGUGCAAAUCCUAAGGGUGGGAAGAAGUGUGACUCUUUUAACUCAGGAGCAGUUUUGGGCAUGGAUGAUAAAUGCUCUCGCGGGUAUCAAAGAGAGUAUGUACAUCCACAACUCUAUCCUGUUCGUGAAGAAGCCACUGGCCACGAGCAUGAUUACUUUGCCCCAAUGGUUGAUAAGGGUGUUGAUGAAACUUUUUGCAAAGCUUUACAAAGUGACAAAUUUGCCCCUUCUAAAGACUGUUUCACAGUGCAUGAAGCUAGCAAGCCUUCUCAAGGAAUAAGCAACCAGAUUUUCACCGGGGUCAUGACCCUUGCAAUGGGCUUCGUGACCAUGGUCCGCUUGACUCGCAACAUGCCAAGAAAGCUAACCAAUGCCACCCUCUAUUCUAGUUCCAUGUUUGGCGACGUUGAUCCCAUGAUGAAACCCCAGGCCCAGCCUUACCAGUUACCGGCACCCGCCAUCUCCACUGCCGACUAUUUUUCAAUCUUGAAGCGCAUGAGCGAACUAGAGGAGAAGGUGAUUGUUCUCAGCAACAAGCCUGCAGUUAUGCCUCCCGAGAAAGAGGAAAUGCUCAAUGCUGCUCUAAGUCGUGUUGAUGCGUUGGAGCAACAGCUUUCGGCAACCAAGAAGGUUCUUGAGGAUGCUCUUGUUCAACAAGGCGAACUAGUGGCCUACAUUGAGAAGAAGAAGAAGAAAAAGAAUUUUUUCGGUUUCUGAUUGGACACUCUGUUCUGCUUCCAAGAUAAUCGCGCUGCAGAUGCUAUAUUGUAUGAGGAUAUAUUCGUGUGUAAUUGCGAUAUGAUAUAUCGGAACUGGUGGCGCGAGUGAUAUUCAGCCCCAAUGUAUACUUUGCUGGAUUUCUCAAUUAACCUACUUGUAUAGUA
Molecule: messenger RNA, 2316 nt
Organism: Rhododendron vialii
Lineage: Eukaryota; Viridiplantae; Streptophyta; Magnoliopsida; Ericales; Ericaceae
Product: phosphatidylinositol/phosphatidylcholine transfer protein SFH3-like
Exons: 14
Coding region: 344-2149 (601 amino acids)
Source: RefSeq, a predicted model, not a curated record